Molecule: messenger RNA, 1335 nt
Organism: Fonsecaea multimorphosa CBS 102226
Lineage: Eukaryota; Fungi; Ascomycota; Eurotiomycetes; Chaetothyriales; Herpotrichiellaceae
Exons: 1
Coding region: 1-1335 (444 amino acids)
Cellular component (GO): cytoplasm
Molecular function (GO): protein binding
Source: RefSeq, a predicted model, not a curated record
AUGCCCCCCAGAGAACCCGCUAAAGACUCAGGCAAACCUGACCUUUGGAAAGAAGCCUACGUGGCAUUCAAAGAGGACCCGAACAACAAAGACCUGAUCAACAAGUUCUAUGAUGAGAUCUGUGAUCAAAGUCCCGAUGGUAAUCGUAUCGCGCACCUUAGCAGCGACGAUGGAAGACAAACUCUUCUCCGGCUCAUCAAUCAGAAAGCCGACGACAUCCAAGCCAUGCGGAACCCAAAGGUCGACCAAUUUUGCGACGCCAUUUUGAAAACUCGCGAUCUUGUUGCUGUUGCCACCGCGGCUUCACCUCCUGCAACCAUCGCCGUAGCAGGCAUCUUCCUGGUCUUUUCCAUGCGUCAGAUGUACGCUGCUGAGUCAGAAGCAAUGUUCGACACGGCCUUUGAGGUCUCGAAGAUUGUGGCCCGCCGCGCCCUUGAAGACGAGCAGGUGUCUAGCAAAGCGGGGAUAAGAGAAGGGAAGAAACUCCAGGAUCUACGCAAGAGCUUGAGAGAGAGCUACGUCGACCUCUACAAGUCGAUCCUCUGCAUCAUUGUCAAACUCUUUGUCGUGCUGGAUUCGCGUUGGCGGAGACUAAAGACCUUGAUCGGCCUCUCGGACUGGCCGGCCGAACGCGCCAAAUUGAGCAAACUGGAGGGCGACAUCGAAAAGGACCUGGAUUCCAUACACCGUUUCCAUGCCGACGGCACACCCCAUCUUCCCGGUUGGGCGUUUCCGCACAGGAACGAGUUACAUCACGCUGUCAUAUGCCAGUUGCACAGUAAAGUGUUUGAAAUCAUCCAGGCUGGCAAAAUCGAUAUCAACGCACGGACGAGAAGGGAAUGGACGGCUCUCAUGCUUGCAGCGGAGCGCGAGGACGUCAACAUCGUGAAAACGCUACUUCGCGCCAAAGGAAUUGAUCUGAACACGACGAAUAAAAAGGGUAGGACGGCACUGCAUGCGGCCAGUCUGUGCAAUCGAGCCGAAGCCGUCAAGGAGCUGGUGUCCAAGGGAGCAAAGAUCGAUGUGAAGGAUGAGGAUGGUAGGACGGCGUUCUUGGACGCCGCCCGUCUAGGAUACCUAGAUGUCCUGAAGAUUUUAGUCCGGGGGAAGAGAGGGCAGGCGGGGGCGGACAUCAAUCAGACGACUGACAACAGCGAGUGGAGUGCGCUUCACUUUGCGGUGCGUAAAAAGCACGUUGACGUUGCAAAGUGGCUGCUGGAGCAGGGCAUUGACAACGGAAUUCGGGUGACAGGUGGAAAGGACAAGGGUCUCACGGCCAGGGAGAUUGCGGAGCGCUAUGGUACUACAGCACUUUUCGAGGGUACGGCACUUUAG